Molecule: messenger RNA, 2850 nt
Organism: Megalopta genalis
Lineage: Eukaryota; Metazoa; Arthropoda; Insecta; Hymenoptera; Halictidae
Source: RefSeq, a predicted model, not a curated record
GGUUUGACAGAAGUUUCCUCCUCUGUAAGACUAGUCUGUGCCUGCACAGUUAGCAUUCUGUGCUGAGUUGGCAAUAUUGACAGCGACAACUCUGUAACUUUACUGUAUAUUGGAUGGUACCGUAAAUUCAAAGUGAAAUUUAGUAAUGAAUGUACUUAAACAAUAUACUUAAAUAUUAUUAUUUAAUGAACUAUGAGUGGCCAAAAAUUUCAAUAUGACGAAAGUGGUGGAAAAUUUUUCUACGUUUUACUUUCAUUUUUGGCACUUCUCUUGAUACCUGGGACGUACUAUCUUUGGCCACGUUGCCCGAAGCAAGGUUAGAUUUGGAUAAAUCUAUUUUAUUAAACAUAGGAAUUAAGUGACAUUACGAUAUCGUUGCACUGUCAUGAAUAUUAUUCACCCAUUCAUAAAGUUUGGCUAUACACUGUACUCAUUUCUGUCACUAUCCUUAUUAUAUUGGGAUGGGUGAUUUUAAUAUUUUUGGCAUAUAAAGUAUCACAAUUUGACUAUGAAAGGGCCAAUUUUGAAUGUUAUAAUUAUUUGCAGCUAUCAUCACAAAGUGACAUUAAAAAGGCUUAUCGUAAAAAGUCUUUGAUUCUUCAUCCAGAUAAAGAGACUGGAAAUGAUAAAGCAUUUAUGAAACUAACCAAAGCUUAUCAGGCAUUAACAGAUGAGGAAGCACGAAGAAAUUGGGAAAAGUAUGGAAAUCCAGAUGGUCCAAGAGCAAUGAGCUUUGGAAUAGCUUUACCAUCUUGGAUUGUUGAGAAAGAAAAUUCUGUAUGGGUUUUGGGAUUAUAUUCAUUAGUAUUUAUGAUUGCUUUACCAACUGCUGUUGGAAUGUGGUGGUAUAAGAGCAAUCGUUAUACUGAUGAUCAAGUGUUACUGGAAACAUCAAAAAUGCAUUACUGCUUCUUUCUGAAAACAUCAUUAAUGUCACUGAAAAGAGUAAUCAUGGUGCUUGCUGCUUCCUUUGAAUUUUGUAAAGAACUAAAUGCAGAAAUAGUUGAAAGACAUACAGACUAUGAUGAAGUUCAUUCGCUUAUUAAACAAUUGCCCUUACUAGGGGUAAAAAACAGGGAGGAACCAUUAUGCAAUUCAUAUUCAAUUAAAGCUAGAGCUUUACUUCAUGCGCAUUUAUCUCGCAUACCGCUAAAUCCUGAAACGUUGGAAAAAGAUAAACAAUAUAUACUAAAAAAAUGUCCUUAUUUAAUUCAAGAAAUGGUUACUUGCGUUAAUAGAAUAAUUCUACUAGCUUAUGCUAAGAGAGUUCCACAAGUACCCAGUAUAAAGACUAUAGAAAAUUGUAUGAAAUUAUGUCCUAUGCUAGUACAAGGAUUUUGGGAAUUUAAAAAUCCUCUUUUGCAAUUACCACAUAUAACUGAAGAUAAUUUGAAAUGUUUCUUAGCAAAGAAGCAUCAAAUCAGGAGUCUUCAACAAUUUGCACAAUUGAAAGGAGAAGAAACAAGACUGAUCCUUAGAAAUUUAUCAGACAGUGAAUAUGAAGAUGUUAUGAAAGUUCUUGGAAGUAUGCCAUACGUAGACUUCAAAAUACGAUCCGAAGUCAUUGAUGAUGAAAACCCCACAGUUUAUACCGUCGGUGCUAUCGUAACCGUGACAGUAUCGUUAACUCGCAAAGAUAUGAGACAUUUGUUUGGAGAUGAUACUGUCAAAGAACAAAUAAUGAUUGAUGAUGGUAAAGUUGGGAGUGGUGAUGCUCCCGAAGAAGUACCAGAAGAACAAAAUCAAGUUGUAAAGAAGCCUGCAUGGCAUAGACAAAAGAAAGGACAAAAGAGAUCUCACAAAAAGGGCACUAGUAAAAAGUCUGCUGCUGUAAAAAAUGCACAGUCACAGUCUGGAAAUGAGAAUGCUCAAAAAACAAAUAUUCCUAAUGCAAAGAAAAAAGAAGAUAAAGUAGAAAAAGAGUCUUCCAAAGAUAAACUAUCCGAUGUUAGUGACAGUAAUGUUGACAGCGACAGGAGUGAUGAUGAAGAUAGUCAUGAUAAGAAAGAUGUAUCCGUUGAUGAUGACGAUACAGAGUGGGAAAGGUUUCAGCAAAGGAUUUCUAAGAGAGAAAAAGUUUUGGAGGGAAGGAGUAAUUUAUCACAUGAAGUACACUGCCCCCUCUUUCCAGAUGUUAAACAGGAAUACUGGUGGCUUUACAUAUGUGAUCGCAAAAGUCAGACUUUACUGACACCUCCUAUUUUUGUCAAGUCAUUAGCACAUUCUGAAGAAAUUCAGUUGAAGUUUGCAGCACCAAAGUGGCCAGGUGUUUAUACGUUUACUGUAUGUUUACGUAGUGACUCGUAUCUCGGCUUUGAUCAAGCUCAAAAUAUUAAGUUGGAUGUGAAAGAAGCACCAGAAGUACUUACAGAACAUCCUCAGUGGGAUAUUUCAGAUGAAGAAACUGCAGAAGAUGUUGAUGCAGCUGACGAACAUUCCGAAUUCACAACUGAUGAGGACAUCAGUGAUAACGAAUAAUAUCUAUUUCUCAGAAAGGUUGAACAAAUGAUAUUCAGAACAAUCUCAUUUUCCUGUUUUUUUACUCCUGAAAUUAAUCUAUUCUUCAAUCUCUGAAAUUUCUCUCAGAAAGAUUGAACAAACGAUAUUCAAAACAAUCUUAUUUCCUGUCUUUUUUACUUCUGAAAUUAAUGUACAAUGAACUUUUAUACGUGGAAUUGCAUAAUCGUUAAUGUAUGUGGACAAUCUAGGAAAAUAGUACGGUGUGUAAGAUUUCUCAGUGCAGAGAAAGUAAUAGCAAAUAAAAAUCAUAAUAUUUAUUUUAACAUUGUUGUUUACUCCUCAGUUUAGGAUGUGUAUACAAUUUUUUAAUAAAAUAUAUCAUAAAAUAAA